AUGGGCAAUGAUGUGAAAUCACGUCUUCAUAUGAAAAAACAUGAGCGCGGACAUAAACAUGAUGGUGAUUCAAGUCAGAAUGCAAAUUCUGGUCGAAAUGAAGUCGAUGAAACAAUUAUGAGUGGUCCCAAUCGUGCUCGUGCAAUAGAUCCAACUGCAGCAGGUACUGGUAACGGAUCGGGAACUACUCAAAGUGGCGGCACGUCAACUCCAGUUCAUGGGCGUACAUAG
Rotaria sordida is the source of this 231-nucleotide messenger RNA. The record is from the annotation of a GenBank genome assembly. NCBI's taxonomy places the organism in Eukaryota, Metazoa, Rotifera, Eurotatoria, Philodinida, Philodinidae.